Molecule: messenger RNA, 145 nt
Organism: Dentiscutata erythropus
Lineage: Eukaryota; Fungi; Glomeromycota; Glomeromycetes; Diversisporales; Gigasporaceae
Source: the annotation of a GenBank genome assembly
AUGGUAGAUAAUGGUUAUGAGAUAAAUUCAACCAAUAGAAAUAUUCUUCUUAGAUUGUGCAAUGGGAGUUUGCAGAGAAUAUCAGAGUGCCAUUCCUUGUAUGAUCCACUCCACUAUGUUCUAUUUCUCUCUGAAGGCGAUGAUG